Molecule: messenger RNA, 3663 nt
Organism: Spea bombifrons (plains spadefoot toad)
Lineage: Eukaryota; Metazoa; Chordata; Amphibia; Anura; Pelobatidae
Gene: WIPF1
Product: WAS/WASL interacting protein family member 1
Exons: 8
Coding region: 303-1805 (500 amino acids)
Molecular function (GO): actin binding
Source: RefSeq, a predicted model, not a curated record
GGCAAAGCCGCCGGGUGGCGGGACAGCGAGGGGCACAAAGCACCGCCGGCGAGCGGCCAGUAAGUGACAGCAGGCAGGGCAGGGACUCGCUGCGGCUCCCGGGACGGCACCGCUGGAUGGGUGGGGCCGGGCUGAUGAUAGACAGGAGAGGUUGUCAUCUCCUCGGCGUUAUCCCCGCUGUUGAAUGUCUCUGCCGUGUCAUCUAAAGCAAAGCAGCAGUCGGUGCAUAUCAAGCACACGGACCGGGAAGGACCGCUUAAUCCGUACAGGUACUGGAGAAGACUUAGAGAACUUAUUUAAAGAUGCCUGUCCCCCCUCCACCCCCACCUCCUCCACCUACAUUAUCACAGGCGAAUACAGAGAAACCUGCAUUGACCAAAUCAGAGCUGUCAGGUCGAAAUGCACUUCUGUCCGAUAUCUCCAAAGGGAGAAAGCUCAAGAAGGCUGUUACCAACGACCGGAGUGGACCCAUUCUUGAUAAGCCUAAAACGUUGUCGGGAGGAGGAGGUGUUGUCGGUGGCAGCAGUGGGGGCCUGGGUGGAGGCGGCGGGGGUGGCGGAGGAGGAGGAUUUGGUGGACCGCCUGGUUUAGGGGGCUUGUUCCAAGGAGGAAUGCCAAAGCUUCGAUCUACAGGAAGCAGAGAAAACGAGUCAGUGGGAAGCAGACCUCCGAUCUUACCACCUGGUGGAAGAACAUCAAUGCCUAAACCCUUUGUUCCACAGAGUGGACCAUCAAGGGGACCUGCCCCUCCAAUGGGUUUGAGGACCACUCCAGAAACUCAGAGAAACCGUAUGCCUCCCCCACCACGAAAUGAUAUUAGUCCUAGAUCAGAGAAUGCACCUCCCUCAGUUCACAGUUUUCCCCGACCAAUGCCUUCAAGUCUACACAACAGAGGUCCACCACCAGUGCCAGGAGGAAGCAGGCAAAUGAGCCCAGUGUCAGCUCCACCCAUUCCCCCACCGUCUACUUCAAACAGGGUUCAGGGAUUUGCUGGAACCAACAGACAGAUGCCGCCAUCAGUCCCUCCAUCUGUUCCUUCCAUGAACAGGCCACCACCUCCUCAAACCCAUAGCCGAGGAAUGGAAGACAGACCUUUACCCCCUCCAGCAGGAAACAGGCCAUCUCUCGGUAGGGAUAUGCCUCCACCUCCACCACCUCAAAAUAAUAAGCCACCUGUUCCUUCCACACCAAGACCAAUGUCAUCUUCCCAGCCCCCACCUCUUCCUCCGGGUAGACCAGGACCACCUCCUCCACUUCCACCUACUCCAAGUCCCAUGGAAGAUAUGCCAAGACUUCCACACCGUAAUUUACCUUUAGCAGGAGCUCCUCCACCUGCCUUACCUCCUGCAAGGUCUGGCCAUCCUCCUCCUCCUCCACCUCCUAAUGAGAGGCCUCCUCCUCCUGUUCGAGAUCCCCCUGGUCGAUCUGGACAACUUCUACCACCCCCUCCUGUGAGUAGAAAUGGUAUCGGUUCCAAGGGACCUUCAGGGCCACAGCCACCUUCUAGGGGAAAUCAAGAUAGCCAAAGAAGUGGAGCGCGCCCCCCUCCUCCUCCGGAAAGGCCAGGCCUUGGACCCCUGCCGCCCCCUCCACCUCCAUCAUUAGCAAGAAAUGGUUUUCAAGACUCAUUUGAAGAUGAAUGGGAAAGACGGUUUUCAUUUCACCCACUGUCAGAUCUUCCACCUCCAGACCCAUUUAUUCCUGUAAAUAAAACAUACCCCAGCAAACUUGUACGAGGGGACAGCCGAAGUGGUUCCACCAGGAAAGAAAGAGGUGCUCCUCCGUUGCCACCAAUACCGAGGUGAAGGGGAUUUUGCCCACCUAUGGAUUCCUGAAGCUCAUUGGCCAGGAAUAAUCUGAUAUUGCUUAUGUGUUGAAUGGGUUAACAUCCAGUUGGGAUUGGUUUUGUGAAUGCAAAGGUGUAAAAUGAAUAGGGCAUUGCACAUUAACGUAAAAAAUCAAGAGAGAACAUAUGAUCCUUCAAGAAAAAGCCCACAGCCCGCUAGUUCCUCUGGUUGUCAAUAACAUUUAUUACACAAGUGCUGCAGUUAUUUAAACCACCUGGAAGGUGCUGGGGUGAUUAAAGUCAUUAGAGAUCUUCAUAUAUGCAGCCAGUCAGUUAAAAAUGCAGUUUAUGUAUUUUGUACAAAAAAGAUAACCUUUCUCUUUAUAAAGUACAUCUCAUAUAAAGUUGUGUAAUUGCCAACAUUUAGAAGCUGCGGCUGGAAUACUCAAUGAACCUAUUCAUUUUGGUGGAGAUCCUUCUGCCCGCAAAGCUAAUAAACAGCGAUUGUUAUUUUAGUUAAGUGAUCCUUAUUGCAGUCCUUGGGUUCAAUGGCUCCCGCCUCACCCUUUUGUCUACAGACCAGGUCAUAAUAUGUGACACCUUAAGCACCCAUUACCGGUAUGUGAUCAAGUAGCCAAGCAUUCAUUCUUUACAGUAAUAUUGAUUUAAAAAAUACAAUUUAACCUCCUAUGGAGCUCAAUAUCACCAUUCCAUACCGGGUAAAUCUGUAAGUAUUUUCUGUGACCAGGGUAUUUAUAUGCUCUAUUUUAGUAAUCCAGAUUAUCACUUAUGCAUGUAACUGGUAACGGUGUUCAAUGCACUUUCGAUAGCUCUCUUAGAUCGUAGAUUCUCACUGGUAAUCCAUAUAAUUCUGGAUUUAGCGUGACGCCGUACAACCAGAUUUACAGUGGCAGGAACGCAAUAGAAACGUUGUUUCCGGGAAAUGAAUUGUUGCACUGCUAGGCAUGUUUAUUUUGUUAAGGUCUUCUCCUUGUGCAAGCCAUUCCCAUUUUUAGCCUUUGUGGACAGAAAAGUUAUGCUAAGCACAAUCACUUGGCACUCAAACAACAAUGGAGUGUAUCCCGUGGGGUCACCUUAUUAGCUAAAAUACAAGGAAACACAACUAGCAUCACACAGAAUUCAGCAAAAACUACCACUCUGUGUCUAUAAAGACCUCACGUUGCUACACGUUGCCACCAAAGUCACCUGAACACCAAGUAGGAUAAAACCAUUCGCAUGGGCAUAUGUGUAAAAAGAAACGUUUAUGGUCCAGGCGGAGGGACUCUGUACCAACCUUCACUUUAGUACUCGUGUGUAUCAUUUUUAUGACUUCAUGUGACAACUGGCAACAGGCUUUUAGUAAAUAAGACUUCUACAUUCAAUGUAUAUACAGAUGCUGAUUUUUGUUUCAUAGGUUUUUGCUACCAAAGAGUUUUUGUUCUAUAAAAAAUGAAAAAAAAGCAAAUAUAUAAUUACAUUAUUUGUUGACGACAUGUUUACGCAUUUUUUAAGGGUGUUAAUUGUUUUUGUAUCUUGUGAUUUUGAAGCACAAUGUUUUAAGCAUAAAUGAUUUGUUAAAUGUUGUGUGGCUCACUUAAUAACGAGCACCUACAAUAAUACAAUAUUUUCUGCUGCGGUUGCUUUCCCAUUGUUUCAGGUAGUUUUUAACGUGGUGCUAUAACUGAUAGCACUAUAAUAAAGCGUACAGGUGUUAUGAACAAGUAUAAUAAUAAUCUCACGUGUUUCUGUAUCCGGCUUAUACCGUGUGUUGUAUUGUUGAUCACCUACUGAACUAUAUACUCCUGCUGUGCUCAGCCGGGCUCUAUGUAUACUUUCUGGAGAACUAUAUAUUAAAAUGUACACAUGUACUCAAACAA